AGGAAGUGGAUGGAGAGAGUAUGUGAUAGGGUAAGUAGUGAGAGAAUGGAAAGAAUAAAGAUGGUUAGAGAAACAUAGAAACCUUCCUUGUUUGGCAAUCUAUCUUGGAACUUGGUCUCCUUUCUUUCCUUAUUGUCUUCUUUGGGCGUCACAACAACAAGGUACUAUCGUAUCAUAUCAAUCAAACACUUUCACUAAUAAAGAGUAUUGUUAAGGAUUUCAAACUUUUAAUUGAGUUCAAUCAAGUGUGAUGAUGUACUCACUCGUGUUGUAACAUACAACUUGUAUGUGUACUGCACAGUGCACACAACUGUCUAGUCAGAACGUGUCGUUACCAGAUUAUCUCUCGUUGCUGGAUGUAACAGUCCAAACACAAAAAGCAACCAAUCUCUCUUUUUCUUCUAUAUAACUUUUAUUCUAAAAGCAAAUAGAAAAGAGAAGUCUUGAUCACAUCAAACAACUUCUACUUUUUAUAUUAACGAAGCAGAUUUCAGUUAAGAACUUCUAAUCUUUUAAAUUACUAUACGUUCAUUAAUUUUUCACAAGACAAUUAAACGGUUUUAAAGAUAAAAACAGACUAACACGCAGUUAACUAUUUAUGUACUCUUUUGAGGUGUCUUCCUACCAUUCAACGAAGCUACAAUUUAUUUUCUGUACUUUUGCGUUACAAUCAGAAGAUUAAUUUAAUUCAUUUGCUCAUGAUGUAAAUUGGAGAGGAAGUACAGUGCAUGUUUAAUUUUUCGCUCGAGAUAUAUAUUAUCUUAUAUUGAAAUUAAGGAAAGGAGUGUGUGUAUAUAUGCAUCCCAUGCAUAUAUGGAUGGAGCAAAAGGAUUAAUUGGGAUCUGUGAAAUUAGUUACACAGAGAGAGAGGAAGCCGAGGGCAAAAGGGUCAUUUGGAAAGCAGAUAUUCUCUGCAACAAGCUACGCAAACAAACAAAGAAGAGACAGCUUAAACCCUUUCAUAAAACCUCUCCCAACCUCUCUCUCUCUCUCUCUCUCUCUCUGUAACUAAUAACUUCGAAAAUGGCAGAGCCACCACCGUCGGCUUUCCACCAGUACGUAAGUCCUCCACCAAAACACCGAUCAUCAUCAUCAUCGAGCAGAAAACACUCCUUCCCCGGAACUCAUCAACACCCCAACAUCCACCGCCUCUUCCCGUGCCAGUACUGUCCACGCAAGUUCUUCACCUCCCAAGCUCUCGGCGGUCACCAGAACGCCCACAAACGUGAACGCGCCGCUGCUCGCCGCAACCUCGGCGUUGUCGCUCAUGCUCCAUCCGUCAUCGAUGACCACGACGACGCCACUUUCUUCCGUUCCUCCUACCCGUGUAACUACUACUACCCUAACCCACCUCAAGGAUCCACUUCGGUUACCGGAUCGGCAUGGAACGUACCGGAUCAACAAACGAUGAUGGUGAUGGGUGGGUACGUCGACCCGUAUCCGUAUCCGUUUGCGUACCCAUUCGGAUUUGCCGGCGAUAUUGGUGGCGUGGAGGAAGAGGAGCCAGAGCUGGAUCUCUCUCUCCGUCUAUGAAGUUAGUUGUUACUUUUUUUCUGUUUUGUCUUGUUCAGGUGACUCUUUUAAGUACAACUUUGGAGCUACGUAGCCGUUUCUAUCUUUCUCUUUUUGUGUUCAUCUCCUACUUUUAAUAUAAACUACCUUUUUGAUAAUGAUCGUUACUAUUUAGUUUAUAAUCGAGCAUGGAUCAGUCUAUAUUUACAUGUUCAACUAAAUACUUCAAAGCGUUGAUGGAUAAUGCAUUUGAAAACAAACAUGAACUUGAUUUGUUUCCGAAAUAUAAAACAUCAAGUUGAAGAUGGACAAACACAUCACUAAUGAUUCGCUUGUUUUACGACCUUGAUUCGGAGACGACGACAGAUUCCGAUUAUGUCUCUAUCGGAAGUUCUACCACCGUCUUCCGAUCUGCUCUCUGCCCGUCUCCAUAAAGUUGGUACGUGUGCGGAAUCCAACAUCUC
This is a messenger RNA of Brassica napus (rape), 1976 nucleotides long. RefSeq names its product zinc finger protein KNUCKLES. The transcript has a single exon. Lineage: Eukaryota; Viridiplantae; Streptophyta; Magnoliopsida; Brassicales; Brassicaceae. Gene Ontology annotation, biological process: negative regulation of abscisic acid-activated signaling pathway. The record is from RefSeq and is a predicted model, not a curated record. Bases 1024 to 1533 code for a protein of 169 amino acids.